Messenger RNA from Clavispora lusitaniae ATCC 42720, 1572 nucleotides. It is a transcript of the gene TRP3, whose product is annotated as bifunctional anthranilate synthase/indole-3-glycerol-phosphate synthase. Gene Ontology annotation, molecular function: indole-3-glycerol-phosphate synthase activity; anthranilate synthase activity. The record is from RefSeq and is a predicted model, not a curated record. Gene Ontology annotation, biological process: L-tryptophan biosynthetic process. Gene Ontology annotation, cellular component: cytosol. NCBI's taxonomy places the organism in Eukaryota, Fungi, Ascomycota, Pichiomycetes, Serinales, Metschnikowiaceae.
AUGACUCAGAAAAUGGGUGUACUCAAAUCUCAAUCUGUAAUAAAAUUUGCCCCAUACAACUUCAGCAUGUCCCAGACCCCGAAACAUGUGUUGAUGAUCGACAAUUACGACUCGUUUACUUGGAAUUUGUACCAGUACUUGUGUCAGUCCGAGCUCUGCGCCAAAGUCGAUGUUUAUAGAAACGAUGAGAUUGACAUUGAAACAAUUGAAAACGUUAUAAAGCCCGAUCUUUUGUUCAUUUCGCCGGGCCCAGGCCACCCAUCGACAGACUCGGGCCUUUCCAAAAGAGCCAUUGAGUAUUUCAAGGGGAAAAUCCCCAUUUUCGGCGUUUGCAUGGGCCAACAAUGUAUGGUUGAGGUUUUCGGAGGAGAGGUGACUUUUGCCGGCGAAAUUGUCCACGGCAAAACGUCCACUGUGAAGCACGAUGGAAAGGGUGCAUUUGCAGGGAUCCCACAAGGUGUGGCCGCUACAAGAUACCACUCUUUGGCCGGAACCAAGGGCAAAAUUCCCGACUGCUUGGAAGUUACGGCAACCACAGAGCUGGAUCCGGAGGUUGUCAUGGGAGUCAGACACAAAAAGUACACAAUCGAGGGUGUGCAGUUUCACCCGGAGUCUAUCUUGACCGAGGCGGGGCACGAGCUUAUUGAAAAUGUCUUGAGAAUGAACGGAGGUACUUGGGAAGAAAGCCAGGCUAGCAAGCCCAAGGGAAACAUACUAGAGACCAUUUACAAGCAGCGGAUUGAAGACUAUGCUGCCAUCGAAGCGCAGCCUGGAAAGUCCUUUGCGGAUUUGCAAGUGUCGUUGGAUCUUGGCGUGGCUCCUCCACUUGUGAACUUCUACCAAAGACUUGCGCUGACGAAAACUCGCGGCGAAACCAUCAUCUUAUCUGAGUUCAAGAGAGCAUCGCCAUCUAAAGGAGACAUCAACAUCUCUGCGCAUCCAGGAAAACAAGCAUUGACUUAUGCCCGCAACGGAUGUUCUGCCAUUUCCGUCUUGACCGAACCCAAGUGGUUCAAAGGAUCCGUCGACGACAUGUCUUUGAUUCGCCAAGUGAUUGCCAACGAAAAGGACCGGCCUGCUGUUUUAAGGAAAGAGUUUAUUUUCAGCAAGUACCAGAUCUUAGAGGCACGUUUGGCCGGCGCAGACUCUGUGUUGUUGAUUGUGAAGAUGUUGAAAGACGCCCAGUUGUUGCAGACCUUGUAUGAAUACUCCUUGUCGUUGGGCAUGGUUCCCCUUGUCGAAGUCAACGACUCGGAUGAGUUGAAAGUCGCUUUGGCUUUGACAAACAACAACUCCAAGGCAGAUUCACUUGUCAUUGGAGUCAACAACAGAAACUUGACGACGUUUGAUGUGGACUUGAACACCACAAGCUCUUUGGUUUCCGAGGCGAAAAACAGCGGCAGAGAAGGGGACGUUUUGGUGUUGGCUCUUUCGGGAAUCACCACUUCUCAGGAUGUGAAAAAGUACAAGUACGAGGACAAUGUGGAUGGGUUUUUGAUUGGAGAGAGUUUGAUGAGAGCAGAGGAAAAAGGCGAGGCUGGAACGUUUUUGCAUGAGCUCAUACACAUUUAA